CUAACCAAUUUCACGUAUUACGUGUACGAAAAGUGAACAUAACAAAUUUGUUGUGAUGUGGGUAACGAUUAAAUUUAGAUAACGCACAGUGAUGAGCAACAUGUGAUGAUAAACUGUGGAGAGGAAGAGUCUAGAAACAAUAUUGGUCUCUGGGUAUACGGAAGAUCACAACACAACACACCAAUGGCCUACCAAUGGUUACGGCAGGAAUACAUGCAAAUGCCCGUGGUGACACGAGCUUACACAACAGCUUCUGUCAUCACGACUCUUGCUGUGCAACUAGACUUGGUGUCUCCGUUUCGGUUGUACUUUAAUCCCACACUGAUAAUUGAACAAUAUCAGCUAUGGAGAUUAAUAACGACGUUUUUAUUCUUUGGACACUUGGGUUUCAACUUCUUUUUCAAUAUAAUCUUUACGUAUCGGUAUUGUCGAAUGCUGGAAGAAGGAUCAUUCCGCAGAAGGACAGCCGACUUUGUGAUGAUGUUUAUCUUUGGAGGCAUAUGUAUGAUCACAUUUGGCUUUUUUGUUAAUUUAUUUUUCCUAGGCCAUGCAUUUACAAUUAUGUUGGUCUAUGUUUGGUCGAGACGAAACCCAUUCGUCAGACUGAAUUUCUUUGGACUGAUAAACUUUCAAGCACCGUAUUUGCCUUGGGUGCUUCUUGGAUUUUCUGUACUUCUUGGUAAUACAAUAUGGGUGGACCUAGUUGGAAUGGCCGUAGGACACAUGUACUACUUCGCCGAGGAUGUAUUACCACGUUUAAGAGGAGGUUUCCAUGUUCUUAAGACUCCACAAAUACUUAAGACUUUGUUUGACGCACAUCCAGAAGAUCCAGACUACACUCCACCACCUGAAGACCGCCCUGGUGGAUUCAAUUGGGGUCAAGAAGCCAACGUGCAGUGAUUCUAAGUUUCAAGUCCUGCUUCCAAAUCGUCUCUUACCGAUUGGCAUAUCAAGUAAAUUUUUAUAUUACUACGUAUACAACAUUGUUCCUUAAUUUUCCCAGUUACUAAUGAGAGUACUAAGUAAUUACUUCAAUUAAGUAAUUACGCUGUCAACGAUGCCACGUGGAAUAUAAUGAGAAAAGACUUCCAAUUUUUUACAGAGGUUACAAUUUUCUAUGCGAAAAAUGUUGGCUUUACUUGCAAUGGAUAUGUAAUUAUAAUUAUCAAUGAAAACAGUAUUUCUCAAACGAUCGAUUAUUACGGUACAUUUUGAUACGCGCGAUUGUCAACUAAGUAUUGCGCUUAGUAUAAAUUUCCACUACGAUCUUGUGCCUCAUACGAUGAACAUAGAAAAUUGCAAACCUUGUGUCCUUUCUUUUCGACACAUUUCAUUUAUUUCAUACACAAAGUACUGUUUUUACCAUAAAAUUGAACCACCUGGUUCCAAGAAAAAUUCUACUGUAAAAACCACUCGUAAAUAAGUGAUGUACAUAAUAUUUUUUAUUUAUUCCACUGUUUUAAACAAGUCCCUGGACUUUAUAAUAUUAAUUACAUAAUAGUACAUUUGAUUUUUUAUGGGCAUUUGAUAAAAAUAAUAUUAAAAUAUAAGUUAACAAUUUCAAGGUGACAAGAGGUGACAAUGUUUAACCAAAUGUAAAAUAGCAUUCCCUUUCCUGUUGGUGUUUGUAAUUUGUGCACAUGAAUGAGAGAGGAAAAAAGACGUGUAAUGAGUUAUGUAUAUACAUAUACUUCUAUGGAAAUGAACUGUUUUUAGAAAUAUCGGGUCAUAUGUAUAACGUUUAAACAAACGUAGUUGUUAAUCAGGGAAUUAAUUUUCGUUUCUUUCUUUCGUCGCUAAUAUUACGAUACGAUUAAAAUCAUUUAAUGUUUUGCGUAAUAGGGGUUUGCCGUAGCGGUUAUUUGCUUGUUUCGAGUCAUUAUGUUGCAUGUUAUACUGUGAUGUACUUAUCAUUAUCAACAAAAGAAUGAAUUCUAACGUAAUCUAGAAUGGUAAAUUUGUCAAUCUAUGGUUAUGACAAAAUGUACGGAAUGGCGAAGGCCAUAGUAUUGCAAUUAAUUCCCAGUUGAACGAUUAUCUAUGACUUAACGAUUUGUAAAUACUAGUUGAAAAUAUGUAUUUAUUAAACGUAUUUAUACGACCGCUGAAAUGAAGAAAAUAGUUCCAUUUAGUUUGACCGUGUACAUAACGCUAUUUGUGUUGGAAUUUUUUUGUGUGUAAAAGUUAAAUUUUCAAUUUUAUUAGCAAUUUUUCGGAGUUUCUUCUAAUUUUUUUAACAUUGUACAAAUGAAAUACAACAAGCUCUUAUCCGUAAUGCAUUACAGUGUUGCAUGUUAUUGUGCCAUAUAAUAGUUAUAAUUUCAUGGUAAAAAAUAUUGAAACUUUUGAUGUUUCUGUAAACAUUUAAAAAAAAAAAAAAACAGAAUUUUGUUUAUUUAAAAAUUGUUAUUUUUUUUAAUGGUGAUUGCAAGGAAGAUUAUUCACAAAAUGAUUUACAAAACCAUUUAUUUGAUUUAAAUAGUAAAUGAUUAUCAUAACAGGAUAUAAUGAUGUAUAACUAGGUACAUAUACGCAAUGACAUGGACUAUAAUACAAUGAUCAAGACUCUAUUGUACACAUUUAUUAUAUUGCCACCGUUGCUAGAAGCACUGUAAUGUCAUCUGGUUUACCACCUGAAAAAUACAAAACAGAAACCCGAGGGAUUAAAAACGUGUUUUUCCAUUCAUUUGAAUGUUAUCCCAGCGUAAAGAUUAAUGAUUAAGUCUAAGAUCGUCCUAGAAUAUUUUAUUUAAUCGAUCUAUUUGAAAACACGUUGCUUUCACCAGGAAUUUCAAAUCAAAUACAUUUGUACAAGUUGUUCAUACUAGCCAUAAGAAUUAAAGAAUAGUUAAGGUAUAUCGUAGAAGGAAAUCAACAUUGACGCAAAGCCAUCACCAAAGUAUAAGAAAUAGGUACACACAUAAGAUAUAAAAAAUUGUGAAAUGUAUCUUAUAAAUAAAUUGAAUAUAUUUUUUAUUA
This is a messenger RNA of Hylaeus volcanicus, 2979 nucleotides long. It is a transcript of the gene Der-2, whose product is annotated as derlin-2-like. The record is from RefSeq and is a predicted model, not a curated record. Gene Ontology annotation, cellular component: endoplasmic reticulum membrane; Hrd1p ubiquitin ligase ERAD-L complex. Gene Ontology annotation, molecular function: ubiquitin-specific protease binding; misfolded protein binding. The coding region runs from base 106 to 900 and encodes 264 amino acids. Gene Ontology annotation, biological process: endoplasmic reticulum unfolded protein response. The transcript has 6 exons. NCBI's taxonomy places the organism in Eukaryota, Metazoa, Arthropoda, Insecta, Hymenoptera, Colletidae.